CGCUAAAAUGCGAUUGAGCUUUGCCCUGCUAGCUCACUCUGUAUGCAGACGAGAGUAGAUUAUUUUCCUUCAGAACCUUCCAGUAGGGAACGAUUGUCAGGUAUCCAUCGCUUACCCGUCAAAGCACAUACAGACUCGGGACUUCAACCACAAUUGACUACGCAUUUUUGAAGUCAACCUUCACAAUUGCACCGCAAAUAUACCUGAAAACCCCCAUUUUCAAACAUUUACCCAGAAGCCGGCUGGUCUGUGUGGUAUUCUUCGAUAUGCGCAUUUCGAUCAUUCAGCCUGUAUCGACACCAGUCGACCUGUCAAGCGAGGAACUAGGAGGGCUGUGCAAAAACGGCAUCACCUGCUCAGUCGUCAAUGUGAACACUGGACCAAUUUCCGUCGAAUCGCGAACCGACAAAGCAUUCGCAAUUCCCGGCCUGAUUGCAGCAGCCCAACGAGAAGCACAAAAGGGAGCCGAUGCCAUAGUCAUUGACUGUUUCGGUGACCCCGGCUUGCAUACCUUGCGAGAAGUGGUCGAUAUCCCAGUCCUCGGUGUGGCACAGACUUCAAUGAACAUAUGUGCCAGUCUCGCGGAUACAUUUGGCGUCGUCACCAUCUUGAAAGAGUCCAUCCCCAUUAUCAAAGACUCGGUGAAAGCAUACGGUCACGAGGGCAGAUUUGUCGGUUGUCAUGCCAUCGAUAUGCGAUCGCUUGAAAUCAAGGGCGAAGUCGAUGAAAUGACGAAUAGGUUAUCUGAGCAUGCCCUCGCUCUGGUGAGAGAUCAGGGGGCACAUUCUAUUAUCCUAGGUUGCACUGGUUUUAUAGGUUGUGCUGAAGAAAUCAAAAAGCGCCUUGGGCUUUCGGGAUUCGAUGUUCCGGUUAUUGAUCCCAUGCCUGCGACUGUCUUUUCUGCCAUACCUCUUCUCCAGUUGAGCUUGAAGCAGAGCAGAGAAAGCUAUCCAAGGAGUACGCUGAAGAAGACAAAAGGUUAUACGGAAUUUGAGUGAGGAUAAUGCGGUGUGAUGCGGAGUACGGACUACAGGCUCACUGCCUCAUGGAUGCGGUGCUUGUUGUCAGAUUUCCAUAUGGACAAGUGCCGUCAGGAAGGCAAAAGGGAACC
Messenger RNA from Aspergillus vadensis CBS 113365, 1111 nucleotides. Its product is annotated as aspartate/glutamate racemase family protein. The transcript has a single exon. Bases 267 to 998 code for a protein of 243 amino acids. NCBI's taxonomy places the organism in Eukaryota, Fungi, Ascomycota, Eurotiomycetes, Eurotiales, Aspergillaceae. The record is from RefSeq and is a predicted model, not a curated record.